Molecule: messenger RNA, 615 nt
Organism: Cuscuta europaea
Lineage: Eukaryota; Viridiplantae; Streptophyta; Magnoliopsida; Solanales; Convolvulaceae
Source: the annotation of a GenBank genome assembly
AAUGCAACAAAUUCUUCCAUUAGCGAUCCGAAAUAUGUCUUUGUCAUCAAAUGUUACUCAUGCUAUCACUGGUGUGUGUUUAUUUUUUAAUGCAAUAUGUGACAAGGUAUUGGAUAUGGAUUCACUUGACAAACUAGAGGCUGAGUAUCGAGUCACAUUGUGUUCCCUUGAGCAAUAUUUUGUGCCUUCUUUUUUCGACAUCAUGCUUCACUUGACGGUCCAUCUUGUGGCUCAAAUCCGGUUAUGUGGCCCACCUUAUUUAUGUUGGAUGUACCCUUUCGAAAGAAGCAUGAAACUGUUAAAGGGGCAUGUCCGUAAUCAUUAUCAUCCAGAGGGAUGCAUUGCUGAGUUGUAUGCAGCAGAGGAAGCUCUUGAGUUUUGUGCUGAAUAUCUCUCCAACCAUAGAGCAAUUGGGUUGCCUAUACAUUGUGAUGAUGAUGUUCCAAUUGAAAGGCCUCUUGGUAAGGGAGACACUCAUAUUGUCGAUCUCUCACGGUUAGAGCAAGCACAUCGAACUGUAUUAUUUAAUACUCCGGAAGUCCAACCGUACAUAACGAAUCAUAUGUUGCACCUACAAGCACUAGAUAUUGGGUGUUGUGACACAGAGCAUUAUCG